AUGCCUGAUUGGGCCGACUUGAAGUCGGUCGACCUCGUGUCCGUCGCGACUCUCCUGAAGCUUCACAGGGCGAGCAUAGCGUUCAGUGUCGUCAUACUUACUAUCGUCUACUUUGCAACCCGCGCCAUCUACAAUGUGUGGUUUCAUCCCCUGUCCAAGUUCCCAGGCCCACGACACCGAGCUGCCUUCAAGAUUCCUUACCUAGUUGGCAUGUGGGGAGGAACUCACCAUCGCAUCGUCAAAGACCUACACGAUCAGUAUGGACCCGUCGUCCGUAUAUCGCCCAACAACCUGUCCUACAUCACGGCCCAGGCAUGGAAGGACAUCUACGCCCACAAGAAGUCGCGCGACCUGGAGAUGAUCAAGGACCCCGAGUUCUACGUCCGCAACCCCAACGCCCCGUCUAUCGUCAACGGCAAUUACGAGGACCACGCGCGAUACCGACGACUAUACCAGCCUGGCUUCUCGGCACGCUCGUUGCGUGAGCAGGAGCCCCUGAUUCAACGCUAUGUGACCCUGUUCAUCAGCGGUCUGACCAGGGAAUGCGAGAAGGGUGAGGUCGCCGUCGACAUGGUCCAAUGGUUUAACUUUGUUACAUUUGACAUUAUCGGGGACCUCGCCUUUGGCGAGCCAUUCGGAUGUUUGGAGGGUGGCGAGACAGACUGGCUUCAGGCGUUGAAUCAGAUCGAAGAGGCCACCAUGCGAAUCCGUGUCGUCCAGCAUGCUCCCUUGGUGGGUUGGUACGCCCGUAAGAUCGUCAACACCUUCUUCUCCAAUGACGCGAUGAGGGGCGCGGCCGAGCACUUGGACCUCACCGAGGAGAAGGUCAAGCGUCGGAUGGCCAACAAUUCGCCCCGGCCCGACUUUAUGGAGCACAUCCUGCGCCAGCCAGAGGGCAAGGGGUUCACUUUUGGAGAGAUGCUCAGCAACUCGGCCACGCUGAUCCAGGCCGGCAGCGAGACGACGGCCACCCUGCUCUCCGGGGCGGUCUUCUUGCUCUGCAAAUACCCCGAGACAUACAAGCUCCUCAUGAAGGAGCUCACAGAUGCCUUUGAGAGCGAGGACCAGCUGACCAUUGAGAACACAACACGACUCCCCUACAUGGACGCUGUCCUGGAGGAGGCCCUGCGCUGCUACUCACCAGCUGUGCCUGGCUUUCCGCGUCAGGUACCCCAAUCUGGCGCCAUGAUCGAUGGCCAAUGGGUGCCUGGUGGGAUGUCCGUGACCGUGAACCACUACGCUGCGUAUCACUCGACGCUCAACUUUGAACGACCGGAGGAAUUUCUCCCCGAGCGCUUCCUCGACCCGGACGCCUUCCCAAACGACCGACGCGAUGUACUGCAGCCCUUCAGCAUGGGUCCGCGCAACUGCAUAGGCAAGCAGCUGGCGUACGCCGAGGGGCGUCUGAUCCUCGGCCGCUUCCUACUCAAGUUCGAAAUGCGACUAGGCCCCAAGGCGGAAGGCUGGAUGGACCAGAAGGGCUACGUGACGUGGAUGCGGCCGCCACUUGAAAUGUUCAUCAAGCUGCGUGAGAAUUGAUCGGCUCUCGGCGGCGUGCUCACGGGAGAUGUGGGCGUGCUUCGUGUCCAAGUGGAGUUGCAGGGGAGACAGGAAGUGCCGGAAGAGGCGAGAUGCUGUGUGCACGUUCGUGGAACAUGCGAAAGACUUGGGACCAUGCUCCCUCGAGGUACUGCGAAGUCGUUCUGUAUCCGCGGAUGGAUGAGGGUCCAGGGAUGAUGAUGAGGGAUGGAGGGGUUGCGGGGCAUCGCUUGGGAGUUCCUUGGAAGGCGCGUGCGGAUGCGACUCGUCCGUUAUUUCCGCAUCUGAUGUGCAUCAACGGGGCCAUGCUAGGAAGGAAGGAAGGGAGACAAGGGAAUUAUCUUGUUGGUAUACCAGGAUGUGUGCACACUCAGUGAGUCAGUAGA
Molecule: messenger RNA, 1925 nt
Organism: Emericellopsis atlantica
Lineage: Eukaryota; Fungi; Ascomycota; Sordariomycetes; Hypocreales; Bionectriaceae
Product: benzoate 4-monooxygenase cytochrome P450
Exons: 3
Coding region: 1-1539 (512 amino acids)
Molecular function (GO): heme binding; monooxygenase activity; oxidoreductase activity, acting on paired donors, with incorporation or reduction of molecular oxygen
Source: RefSeq, a predicted model, not a curated record